CACACCUGGUUGCUAUGGGAACUCCAGCAAGAGCUUCUCAAACAAAUUGGAAAUCAGGACUUCGUGAUACCCAGCAAGCCCAGCCUGGAUGGGUGGGAGAAUAUGAUGUAUCCGAACCUGAAUUAUCUCCCUUCCCUGGGAUACUUACUGCUGCCUCAAUUUCACAAAUCAUUAACACCGCAUUGCUUCAGGUUUAUAGCAUCUCCUGAUGCCAUUUUAAAAUACUUGCGAAGGGGAUAAUGAGUCAGAUGCACUGCGACCAGAAGUGGCCUCGGCUGAACCACCCUUGGUAGAGCUGCACUCCCGUGUCUGCGCAAUCAUCCCAGUGCACCUACAUAAUCAGAAUAAAAAUGACUACCUAAAUAACGGUACUGCACCGCUGGGAUUAUAUGCACUUUCAGACCAUGUUAAAGACCAAGUUGAAUGUCCUAACUCUUCGGAAAGAGCCUCUCCCAACAGUGAUCUUCCACGAACCAGAAGCCAUUGAGCUGUGCACCACAACUCCCCUCAUGAAGUCCCGGACUCACACUGGAUGCAAGGUUACAUACUUGGGUAAGGUUUCCACAACAGGGAUGCAAUUUUUGUCAGGCUGCACAGAGAAACCAGUCAUUGAAUUAUGGAAGAAGCACACGCUCGCCAGGGAGGAUAUUUACCCAGCGAACGCCCUUCUGGAAAUUCGCCCUUUCCAAGUCUGGCUGCAUCAUCUGGACCUCAAAGGCGAGGCGACAGUCCACAUGGAUACCUUUCAGGUAGCACGUAUAGCCUACUGCACUGCUGACCACAACGUCAGCCCAAACAUCUUUGCUUGGGUCUAUCGGGAGAUCAACGAUGACUUGUCCUACCAGAUGGACUGCCAUGCUGUAGAGUGUGAGAGCAAGCUGGAGGCCAAGAAGCUGGCCCAUGCCAUGAUGGAGGCCUUUAAGAAGACUUUUCACAGCAUGAAAAGCGAUGGCCGGAUCCACAGGAACAGCUCGUCAGAGGAAGUGUCUCAUGAAUUUGAAUCUGAUGAUGGCUGACUGAACUCAUUCACAGUUCAGCGAAGGCAGAAAUGGCCUAGGGAAUGAGAUCUGAGAGAUGAAUAAGCAACAAUUGAAAUUGGGGAAUGAAAGGACUGCCAAACACUUGUCUGACCAGCUUUUUAAAUCAAAAGAGCAAUUCAGUACCUACAGAUAUGCAUCAUUAAAGUAAUUACGUUACAUUGAAAUCUGCUGCUGUUGUAAAAGUGAGAAAAAAGCUCCCUCCCCCAUCUCUCUCACCCACCCAUCACUGUCCCUUUCUCGUCUCUGUAGUUCAGGUGCAUACCAUGAAGUAGAAUCAUUCCUGUUUGUCUUAUAAGACUGGUCAGGCAAUUUUAUUAGUUGCUCCUCUGGCAUUCCUAGCUGGGGGCUGAUGCUGAUGCACAAGAGCAAGUAGACCUGGAAAGCCCUAAUGGUUCCUGAAGAAUCUUUCUCCAUGAUGCAUCACAAAAAAACCUUUGACCGUACAUAGGCUAAGACAGCCAUACAUAGCCUUUUAGACUAAUGGCCUGGCAUUCUGCAGUUAAUUCACAUUUCACAGAUAAAAAAAUGAAAGAAGAUGCUUGUAUGUACACAUUAUAUCAUAUGCUAUCCUUUAUUUUAUUCAUUGUACCUAUUUUCUUAAUAUACCUGCUGCCACGUCCUUCACCCAACACCAGUAGUUGCAGUUUCAGACUAUAUACUGCAGGAUACCAAAAAGAGGAAAAAUACUCCGCAAUGGCUAGGUGUACAGCAGGCCAGCACCACUCUGUGUGUUUUCCAACCCUGAUGUGCUCCGCAGGAGCAGGGCCCACUGGUAAGAGUUGAGGGUCUGUUAGUGUUUGAACUGUGACUUCUCAUCAACCUCAGGUCUGAAGUGAUAUGAGCAUGGUAGCCUCAACUCCAUGUUACUGGUCUCCGCAUUGCUGGUCAAGUGGCCCUGGUGGGAUGGAGCUGGUAGUGCCUCGUUGCGCAGCCAGGGCUGCGUUACUGUAAAGAUCAAAGGAAACGGUCCCUUGGGAGUCAGGUUUGAACAUCUGUUCUGGUUGAGAAGCUCAUUUUAAGAUUCGCGUUAUCUUUCCUUUUUCACAGAUAUACAGAGUCAUGCCUUUCUUAAAUGCAGAUGUUUAAUAAAACUCAAAUAAAAGGAAAAA
Messenger RNA from Harpia harpyja (harpy eagle), 2149 nucleotides. It is a transcript of the gene PID1, whose product is annotated as phosphotyrosine interaction domain containing 1. Bases 390 to 1016 code for a protein of 208 amino acids. The transcript is spliced from 3 exons. Gene Ontology annotation, cellular component: cytoplasm. Lineage: Eukaryota; Metazoa; Chordata; Aves; Accipitriformes; Accipitridae. Gene Ontology annotation, biological process: negative regulation of D-glucose import across plasma membrane; regulation of cell population proliferation; negative regulation of insulin receptor signaling pathway. The record is from RefSeq and is a predicted model, not a curated record.